AUGGUAGUUUCCUGUUGGGUUCAAGGUUGUUUUAAUACAGCCGGUGAUUCUGUUAAACGUAGCUUUCAUUAUAUUCCUAAAAUUAGAGAGCAUGAGGGGCAGCAAACAAAAGAAUUAAGUACUGAGCGACGGAGGGUUUGGCUAGCGAAUAUCAACUGGAAAACUCAUCCCACUCCUUCGACAAGGAUAUGUUCAGCGCAUUUUAUAAGCGGAAAACCAGCUGAUCUAUAUGAUAAGUCAAAUCCAGACUGGGCUCCAACAUUACAACUGAGUGACCUUUUGACUCCCACUAAAUCCUGCAAGAAAGCUAAGCAAGCUUCAACUGGCAUGAAACGGUACAAAAGAGUCCAAGAAAGGGAAAAGAAUCGUAUAAAGCACCAAGUUGCCAGGUCUCUGAUAGAGUUAUCAAGCACAAAUGAGCCAGAGUUUGUUGCCACACCAUUGCCUGCAGAUGUUUUGAACCAAGACCCAGAGCCAAUAUGCCAACUAACAUUUGAUGAACCAAACAAUGAUGAUGACACUAGUGUUGAUGAACUGGGACAAGUGACACAAAGUCAAGUUAACAGUGAACUUCAGCGACUGCUAAAUGAAAACUAUGCUUUGAAACAAGAAUUACAGCAGGUCAAACUAAAUGAAUCGUCCUUUGAAAACAAUGAUGAGAAAGUUAAAUACUACACUGGGUUACCAAAUUUAAUCAUGCUGAUGACUGUUUUUGACUUUGUGUUCUUUACUUAUGCUCUGAAGUAUUCGGUUAUUGACAUCGCUAAAGAUAGCAUUUUCAUUGAUUAA
Ruditapes philippinarum (Manila clam) is the source of this 789-nucleotide messenger RNA. RefSeq lists its product as uncharacterized. The record is from RefSeq and is a predicted model, not a curated record. The coding region runs from base 1 to 789 and encodes 262 amino acids. The transcript has 5 exons. Lineage: Eukaryota; Metazoa; Mollusca; Bivalvia; Venerida; Veneridae.